GGACCAACAAGCAAAAUUAAAAUCUUAUCUUUACCCCAAUUUAACUCCACGCUCACACCAAUUUCCUCCCCCCAAAAAAACAACAUUUUUCACCAAAUUGAAAAAAAUGGAGCAACCCCAAUUCCCAAACUCCUCAACUUCUUCCCAAUCAAUGCAAUCAUCACCACCACCUUCAACCACCAACAACAACAAACAGAAGGUAAAGCUUCCAACACCAACAGAGCUAAUUACUCAUUACGAAUCCCAAGGUAUGAACUCUCAUGAAGCUUCCAUUAAAGUGAUUGAUGACCUUCAACACAUGCUUUUUAAGGUUAUUACUUCUGGAAGAGGUAAAAAAGAUAAAUUUAUGGGUGAAUCUUCUAGAAAACUUGAUACUGCUAAUACCCGUCUUGCUAUUAUUGAAAUGAAGCUUGAUUCUAAACCUGGUUACCCUCAAAGUCUUGCUAUUGGUGUUGCUUCUGCUGCUACUUUUACUGCCAUUUCUGCUAUUUCGCCUCAUCUUACUGCUGCUAUCUCUAGUCUUUGGACCUCUGUUAAGGGUUCUACCAAUACCUAGAAAUUAGAAUGUAUGUCCAUUUAAUUUUUGUUGGUGUUUGAGAACAACAAAUAGACGGGAUUUGAUUUCAGGUCUUGGGUAUUACUAUCGAGAGACUUUACCAACUAAACUAGAUUGUAUUCAAAAAUUACAUCCUUUUCUGAUUUGUGGGUGUUUGAUUUUUGUAAUGUUGUUGGUAUUGGUUAUUGUUAGAGUAUUGAAAAAUGAGAAUGGAGGAUUUAUGAAUA
Beta vulgaris subsp. vulgaris (sugar beet) is the source of this 783-nucleotide messenger RNA. RefSeq lists its product as hypothetical. Bases 107 to 556 code for a protein of 149 amino acids. The record is from RefSeq and is a predicted model, not a curated record. The transcript has a single exon. NCBI's taxonomy places the organism in Eukaryota, Viridiplantae, Streptophyta, Magnoliopsida, Caryophyllales, Amaranthaceae.